Messenger RNA from Cynara cardunculus var. scolymus (artichoke), 1534 nucleotides. RefSeq lists its product as uncharacterized. NCBI's taxonomy places the organism in Eukaryota, Viridiplantae, Streptophyta, Magnoliopsida, Asterales, Asteraceae. The record is from RefSeq and is a predicted model, not a curated record. Bases 1 to 1341 code for a protein of 446 amino acids. The transcript has 15 exons.
AUGACGGCCCCAAAACAACGGCUCUUCUUCUGUAUCACCCUAAUUCUCUUUCUCUUUGCAUCUUCAGAAACCCUUCAUGAUUACCAAGCAGAAUACUCGGAUGACUCAUCUCUAAAAAUCAAGCACGAACAGCUCCUAGCAAAGAUUCACAAUUUAGAGUCCAGCAUUGAAAAGAGGAGCCAUGAAAUAUAUUCCAAGGAUGAAAGAAUUAAAAUACUGGAGACGACUGUGGUUGAAAAAUCAAAUAGUUUGGCCUCCUUGCAUGGUGAAAUUCAGUCUCUCCAGCAGAAAAAAGAAUCUUUUGAUGCCAAGGAACAAGUGGGUGAGGCUCAUGCACAGGCUGGCGAACUUGAAAAACAGGUUGAAAAUCUUAAAAAGGAAAUAGCAAGGCAAAACAGCGAAAAGGAUUCACUGGAAGCUCGAAUAAAUGUUGCUGAGACAAAAAUUGAGGAAUUGAAUGUGAAACUUGAACAGCUCCAGAGGAUAAUUAAAGAACAGAAGAUUAGAAUUCGUAACACAGAACGCGCUUUACAGAUGGCUGAGGAAGAAAGAACGAGAGUCCAAUUUAGAGCUGCACACUACUCUAAAGAACUGGCAGAGGUCCAUGAGUCAUGGCUUCCACCUUGGCUGGCAGCUCAUUUAGUUCACUGUCAGUCCUUCAUGGUAACUCAUUGGAAUGUGUAUGGAAGACCAGCUCGGGAUGUUGCAAUUCAAAAGGCACUGGAAACAGAAGCUCAAGUUCGAAAGUGGGCAUGGCCCUAUAUUGAUGUGGUGCAGACAAAGUGGAUCCCUAUCAUCAAGGAGCAGUGGCUUACAUUCGUGACGAAUAUGGAACCACACGCGCAAAUACUUACUGCCAAGACUGUUGAAAUUUACGAUGCAUCUAAGAAAACUUUAAAGCCUCACAUUGUGAACAUACAAACUUUUGUGGAUCCAUACAUUAAGGAAGCCAAGAAGCUCAUGAAGCCCUAUAUUGAUCAGCUUUCGAAGACACUGAAACCUCAUCUUAAUAAAGCACGGGUUUUCCUUAAGCCUUACACAAAGAAAUUACUCCGUGGUUAUCGAAGGUUUUCAAAGGCCACCCUAAAAUACCAUCGCCGGGUUCGUGCUGACAUUCAUGAAAUGCUGAAGCGCAAUGAGUUUACACGUCCUUUUGCAAGUAAUGAGCUGGUGUGGUUUAUGGCCUCUGCUUUUAUGGUCUUUCCUGUGAUGGUUCUACUUUCAAUGGUGUCAGCUUUAUUCAGUAAAAAACCAAGAAGACGUACCCGUACUUCCCAUACAAACCAUCCAAGACGUAGGGCAAGACGGGUGCAUCAAGACAAGGCAAACGCCUCAAGAUAGUUACUACAGUGUUCUUCUAUCAGAUAAGAUUGUAGAGCCAGCAGCAGAACAUAAUGGAAGGCUGGUGAUGGUAGAAAGAAGGUUAGAAUCAGAAAUCAGCAGUAUUAUGUCAAUACUUGGAAAUACAAAAAACAUGAUGGUAGUAAUCAAUAUCAGAUCCUUUUUGCCCUCUCUCCAUUUACAAAUAUUGGUU